Molecule: messenger RNA, 2802 nt
Organism: Sinocyclocheilus anshuiensis
Lineage: Eukaryota; Metazoa; Chordata; Actinopteri; Cypriniformes; Cyprinidae
Product: brain mitochondrial carrier protein 1-like
Exons: 9
Coding region: 161-1021 (286 amino acids)
Biological process (GO): transmembrane transport
Source: RefSeq, a predicted model, not a curated record
ACCAAAAGAAGAAGAAGAAGAAGAAGAAGAAGAAGAAGACUGCGAAAAGUACUGUAAUCCUACAUGUGGUCGAGACGAUGGAGUCCAAAAUAAAAUAACAGGUGACUGAAGCACCAAGCCCUCAGUAGGACUCCAUCAAGCCGAAGGGGCCGCAACAGAAAUGGCAAACCUGAACUGGAAGCCUUUUGUCUAUGGGGGAAUGGCCUCAAUUGUCGCAGAAUUCGGUACAUUUCCCAUUGAUCUCACAAAAACACGGCUCCAGGUUCAAGGGCAGACGCACUGUAUGGAGGUCCGAUAUCGGGGCAUGUUCCACGCUUUGUUCAGGAUUGGUCGUGAAGAAGGCAUCCGGGCAUUGUACUCUGGAAUUUCACCUGCACUCCUCCGACAAGCUUCCUACGGGACAAUCAAGAUCGGUACAUACAACACACUGAAGAAACUGUUUGUUAGUCAUCCAGAAGAUGAGACUAUGGUGAUUAAUGUGUUUUGUGGUGUGGUGUCUGGAGUUUUGUCGUCCUCUUUGGCAAAUCCAACUGAUGUGCUUAAGAUUCGCAUGCAGGCUCAAGGCAGCCUGUUACAGGGAAGCAUGAUGUCUAAUUUCAUCAACAUUUACCAGACAGAAGGCACGCGAGGCCUGUGGAGGGGUGUAAUUCCUACUGCACAGAGGGCAGCCAUCGUGGUGGGUGUAGAGCUGCCAGUUUAUGACAUCACCAAGAAGCAUUUGAUUCGUUCAGGCCUCAUGGGAGACACAGUGUUCACUCAUUUCAUUUCCAGUUUCAUGUGUGGUCUGGCAGGUGCUUUGGCCUCCAACCCAGUGGAUGUGGUGAGGACACGUAUGAUGAAUCAGCGUGUGCUCGCAGGUAACCCUCUGUACAAGGGCACCCUGGACGGACUCAUGCAGACCUGGAAAAACGAAGGAUUUUUUGCUCUCUACAAAGGCUUCUGGCCCAACUGGCUGCGUCUGGGGCCCUGGAACAUAAUUUUCUUCAUCACCUUUGAGCAGCUGAAGAAGCUUCCAUUGUAGAGUUUGUGACUUGACUGAACUGUGUGUAUGUGCUUGUGUGUGUGUGUGUGUGUCUAGGGCUUCUGUCCUUCAGCAUUUUCCAUCCCUUCUCCAUCACACACCUAGAAGUAUUUUUAUUUAAGAACAUUUAUUUUGUUCUCAUUUGCAUUGUACAUACUUGACCUAUUUAAACACACUUGUUUUUGCACCUAAAUGUUUUAUUUUUCACUUCUGGCAGCUACCUCGUCCGACAGCGCCAUGUUCACAGGCCCAGUGGUGUUUUCAUAAUAUAUGCUUGAGAAGCCACACUGGUGAAUAUUUGAGGUAAAGGGUAAAUAGUUUCUCCACACUGGCUUGAGAGUUUGGCAUUAUAGCAUAGUGCUUAAAGUUACUAAAAACACAUCCGCCAUGUGGGGGAUGUAAAGCAAUAGUUUAGUGUAGAACUGAAUGCAGUUGGUGAAUAUAAGCAAGAAUAUUUGAGGUCCACGCACUUCAAAUUAGAUAUUGUCCUUGUAAUUUAAAAUGCUCACAUGUAAACAGCUUCAGUGAUAAGAAUGUAUUUUGCUUCAUCUGUAGACUGCAGAUACAUGUUGCAAACUUCUAGACAGCCCAAAUUAAUACCAAAGAAACUAGUAAGGGGUGCUGUGGCCUCAUAUCCUGUAUCUUUGAGCUCAAUGGGCAUUCAUAAAACGUGAGCAAAUUUCAGUGUAGCUUAAGUCUGUUCUCGCGCAAGUGGUCGCAUUUAAUUCAGCAUCGCACAGAAAUUCUGUUGUGCGCAAAAAGCUGCUUUUAUCCCAUACUAUGUCAAGGGCCCCUGAAAAGCUCCAUGGAAAUGGGUGAGAAGUUUAUGCUUGAACAUGUACAGAAUUCUAAGCACUUGUGACAUUGCACAAGCUUUUAUUUUCCUUUUUUUUUUUUUUGCCAUGUACAUUUGCAUGUGUGUAUGUAGCGUGUGUGUGCUUGCGUUCUGAGAAGCACAUGUAAAAUGUCAUAUUUUGGCAGCUGUGAAAGUGUAAAUACUGCUACUGUACGAUAGAAUAAAAUAUUAGCGUAUAUAGUUGUUUGUUUGUUAAUUUUAAACCAGAUUUUGUGGAAAUGGGUGUCAGUAGCAUUUUUGAGUGCUUGCCUCUUUGCCAAAGUGUACAUGUAUUAAACCAGAACUGCACUGAUGUUGCUGGUUUUUAAAAGUGACAUUAUUAUUGUUAUUAUUGGGAAAGUACUGUUACAUAUUUAUCAUUGUAUGUCAUCAUAUUUCAAGCCUUACCACCUCCUGCUUUUAUAUUUAUGCCUUUGCCUGGUUGUUUUAUGCCUCUCGGUAUGCUAGCCAAACAAGAAGUGUUGAACUUCUGCUAUAAUUUACUGUCUAUAUUGUUCAUAAUCGUUAAAAUGCAAAUCAAACUGUACUGUAAACUUCUAAGCAAACAUUCUUGCUUAAGCUAUAUGGACAAGCUGUUCUUCAUAUGACUUUAAGGGGACAAGAUUAAAAGGUUUAAUGUAUGUAAUGCGUGGGUUUCAGGGGUUUUCAUGUUAUACUUGCUUCCAAAUUUUUUCUGAACUUUGGCUUUUGCUAGAUUGGUGACUACAGCAUGGUGCAUGAUGUAUUCCUCUCUAAAUAACUUUGGAAAAUGCUUAUUUCAUUAUGUGCAAAGACCAAGAACCACAUUAACCCAUGUGCCAGUGUUCUUACUUCAGUUUACUGUUAGUAACUCACGAAUCAUAAGGUUGAGAACCUUUUUGCUGUUAUGCUCCCACAGUUUUUUUAUUUUUCUUUGCAAAAUUUUGUAAUAAUUUUUUCUUCAUUU